UCGAUUCUGUUAUUUGUCGUUUAAACCGCCAAAGAGAAAGGCACGAGGUAACUUUCCUAACGUGCCCAUAUCAAAGCCAGUUUGUUUGUGAGCUGAGAGAUAGAAUCGAACUGUUGGGCCUAUGUGUGCGAAUGGUACCCCAUUCGGAAGACCCAUGUGCAUACACACGGAUAGUGUUGUUUGUGCGUUUUUAUAUUCGAUCUAUUAAUCGGUUACCGAUAUUUCUAACGGGGCUCAGAGAUCGACAAAAAACGUGAUGCGUACGAAAGGGACAACCAUAUGCUGAAAUUCCCUGGCAUGAACUUUGUUCCUAAAGUCUAAGGAUACAUUUGCGUUGUGCCUGGUAAACAUAAUGCAGUAUUAGGCUUAUAUAUUUCGAGCCAAACGCAUUUGUUAGUUUCCCAACGAGGGCGAAAUUUGUCCGGUCGCAAGCAGUCGUACCGUUCAACGAAGCAAUGGCCAGAUGGAAAGCGAUAGGCCAUGCUGUUAUCGUCGCCUUUACGUGCUACUUCAACUGCUUACCACAGGCCGCAUUGGCGGCAUCAGAGGCCCAGUUAAAGUUUCUUCCAGUACUCGCUGCGUCCUCGACUAGCAAAGAAGAUAGAUUCCGUUCUCCGCGUGAAUUCAAUGGUCUUUUAGUGAAUAAAAGUCGACCCCUUAAUGCGACUAUUGACGUGGCUAUGCGGAAACAGAUUAUCGGUCCUGUUGAACAUUACACAGGUCUUACUGAGGCCGCGGCUACGCACUAUCGUCAACAGUCUCAACAGGAAGUAGUCCGCAGACAAGAAUCUUUCAAUUUUGGUGAUGGUCAUUCGAGAAAUUACCGAGGAGGCCGGGGCUACAAUUCGGGUUAUAGUGUUCAAGGAUCUCCGGAGCAUCUCGGCCCUCCUCACGGAGAACACUACUCCAGCCGACAUCAUAGUGAGCAGAGAUUCGGUGGUCAAGAUGGCGGAUACCCCAGCACCCGCCUCCACCAAGUUCCCGUCCGCGAGAAUCGCGUUGAAGUCCGUAUCCACGACUAUCGAAGAGACCAAGGAAUUACUAAUGAUGCAGUUGGUAUUUGGCAACAACGACAGCGCCGUCAUCGAGGAGCCCAAAAUCCCAGUGAUCGAGACGAAGGCAGGCAGAGUCGCCCAGGACAGGGGUUUUCAGGACAGAACGAUCUGCUUCCCAGCCAAAAUCGGCUUUUCGAUAGCGGGGUAACCGGGGGGUCAUUCGAUAAUGGACCUGAUGGUGACUCGUCCUGUGGACCUCGCAGCCUGUGCGUUGAGUCCAAUGGACUUUUCCCCGUUGACGGAAAUUGUUGCGGUUUCGUAUCUUGUGCUAAUUGUCGUCCUUACACACAACGCUGUGCUGCGGGCACCGUAUUCGAUCUGGACUUGUGGGCGUGUAAUCAUGUACGCGAUACCGAGCGCUGCGCUGGGAAUAAUCGAGAGUGCGCCCAUACUGAAGUGAAUCUUAGGGGCGAUUAUGGUGACUCUACGGAAGAAGGCCAAGGUGGCCACGGGAGGCAAAGCAGUUCACGAGGUUACCAUGAUUCGGAUGACUCACUGUAUCACGGGUCUUUCCAUAAUGGGCAGCCGUACCAAAUGCGCCACCAUUCGCCGCAGUACAACAGUGGUGACUACGGCGGUGGUUCUCCGAGUCACCGAGGACCUGGCUGGGAAUUUGCCGCGGCUUCGGAACCGAAGGUGUCCAGCAAAAGUGGAAAGGUUCUACGAGUUAGUAAAGAAGUCAUUGCCACCUUGAAGAAAAAGAAGGCAGUUGCUUAGGAACGUUACACCUUUUAGUGCAAAGCAGCUGAACGACGCUCCGUAUUCCACAACGGUUAUCAACUAUUGGGACCAGCCGUUGCUGAAACACUUCAUAAAGGGCACGCGGGGGUAGCACAGACGAUCCAGUCAGUGAUCUCGAUAUCAAAAAAUUACAACCGAUUCUUCGAAAAAACAAUGGUGCUUCAACUACGCAAUCAAUGGUUAAAUCUGUAUUUCUGCUUACGAAUCCGUACGACGGUCCUUUUUCUAAUACACUCUAGUGAUUUACCUCGGACUGCCAUAUUCCUUUUGUUAACAUAGACUCGCUUUUACCUUAUACAUGCUUCCAUACGUAGUUCGCGAGUAGGAACAAGCCCUAAAAAAUAAUUCUCCUAAAGGCUUACUGACCGCGCGUGUUUCUUCUAUAAAUCUAUCGACUUUAUGUCUAUUUUUGUCAAUAUAUGACUGAAUGAUGCUAACUCAAUAGUUCGUACUCUUAAGGGAUUUUAUUCAAAGCUAUUUAAUUAAAUAAAUUCUUAUAUUGAAAAGUGUUACUAGAACAAUGACAAAAUGUCAUUUAGAGAAGAAUAAUUUUCCCGAUAUGGGUCUAGCUUUAUAAUUAUUUUACGGAGCUCAUCGUUCUACUUAGUUAUACAGUGGAAAUAGUUGUUAAACUUAAACCUUACAUAACUAGUUUUUGUAGGCGAUCCCACGAGCUCACACGUAUGUAUGAUUGUUAUGCUACUAUUGCCCCGAACUCAACGAGGAGAAAUGAUUAUACCAUACUCGAUCAACUACCAUCUAGCGUUUCGAACUUUUUUUACGAUGCUGUGACGCGUUGCUUCAAAUUUCCGGCUUUUCUCAGCACGAACCAAAGCAUGUCCGCAGCUGGUUUCGAACUCUGACCACUCCACAUGUCUCUAAGCUUAAACGCAAGUAGACAUACACGUUACUUCUGUGCCAAUUCACACGAUGCCUCACCGGGAGCACUUACAGUCAUCUAUAUUUUUCUUCUAAUGGGAAUCAUUUUGUUUGUUUUCAUGCCUUCAUACACGUUUGUAAAACGCUGCAAGUUGUAACAUCUUUAUCUUUUAGCCAUUGAUUUUAGGCACGAAGUUCAUACCAUUUUUGUAAAAGGUCGAUGUUACGGGUUGUUCUUAGACGUUAAGAAAGCAAUUUUGACAUCUUGACAUCCUCUAAAGUAUCUUGCAUAAAGCAUUAUACAUCUUGAACAAAAUAAAACAAAUCCAAAGUCCAAUUUGAAGAUCUCGAUGGAUCAUCUCGGAAUGCACAAUUUAACAUAUACGUAUAUAUAUAUAUAUAUAUAUAUAUAUAUAUAAAUAUAUAUAUAUAAAUAUAUAUGUAUAUAUAUAGAUGUAAUAUAGAUUUGUGAAUUGAUGUAACCAGUUGCUACUUCUGAAUAUGUAAAAUUAAGUUCAGAUUGCUUUUUUGUGAGGUAUUACGUGUUAUAAUAUCACUGCAUAGUCCACCUGCAUGGGAAGGAGUUCUCGUAAACGUGAUACAUGCAAAAACACCACCUGUGUAUCAUACACCUGCACAGACCCCACUCUUUCAAAGAAAGACAGUUCGAACUACGGCACCGAACACUGUAAACUAUGAAUAGUGCUAAAGGAUGAAAAAAAAAUUAUACAUCAAAUUAUUAAGCAAACAAAACAUUGCCAUCCGAAAUUGUCUCGCGGAAAUAGCAGUCAAGUACGAGGCCGACAUUACCCUAGUGCUGGAUAGUAGCAACAGGACUAAUAGAUACCUUUCAACACGGUUGGCGAAUAUCAAACACUAAUGUCGUUUCAUACAACAGAAAAUCAUAAAACAUGGAACGUUACAACGUAACCAGCAGCGUUUAUUUAUACACAAGUCAGAUUUUUUUCAAAUAACUAUAAUAAAUAGUAAUUUGUAGGUAAUAAAAAACCUUUCCACAGACGCCGCAUGUAAUUUUUCGUAUCUGAAAGUUGCUCAUUUAAUAAAUUUAGAUGCGAGAUAAAGUUCGCCAUACGCCAGCAUUGAGGUGUUCCGUAAUCGAAAUUACGUAUGGUAUUAACUAAUUGAGCACUCGUCGCUGUCAGCAACGCGUUGAGGUCAGUCUUAAAAUUCAGUUUUUAAUUAGUGAUGGUAAGAAUCUAAGAAGGUGCCAGAUAUCGAUGUUCCGUUGCAGUAGGCUUGACCUACGGUCUGAUUUCAAUGCUUCAUGUACUCUUUUGGAAUCCAAAAUAAACAAAGUUCUAAAUAAAAUUUGCACAUUUUUUUUAGUAACUAUAAUUACCUUCCAUAUUCUGAGAGUGGACAAAAGUAGGUAUUAAAUCUAAGAAAAAAUUUGAUUCACUGAGCCUACUUUUCUUUAGGCUAUGCUGGAAUCACUCUUGGACAACAAUCUUAUUAUUUGCAGCCAACCUUGCUUUAGUGUACAAUAAUAGUUAAUAGUAAUAAUAAUAAUAAUAAUAAUUACAUAUUAUUGGUGUUCCUGUUCAUUUCUGUUAACAGACAACAAGACAGAUUUAAUAAAUGGCAUCCGGACUCUGGGGUUCCGACUUAGCCAAUGGGGGAAUCGGGUUUUUAAUUAUAAGAUAUUGUAAUCCCAAUUUAUCUACUCUACAAGUAUAUUAAUUUAGGCUUUGGGAGCGUUUAGUAGUACGUUAUUUUAGUUUCGGUUGUAAUGAUCGGUAUGUUUUCAGAUUUCGCUUUAUCGCUCCUCAAUUGUUUUAUUAGGUUUUUGCGAAAAUUAGCUUGGCCUCUUUAUGAAAAUAACUAACGUAUAAUUAACAAAUAGAGUGGCUUGCAAAAUUGAUUAUCCUGAGCGUUUUUUAAUCACAAAAACAGAAUCAGAAUGUUUGUGUUAUUAUUAUGAAAUAGCAAAGAGGCCGCGUUUCGUACUGUAUUGUUAGCCUCUCAUUCUAGUCCAUUAGAUAUUUUGGGUUCUUAAAUCUGGUACUGCCGUUCGAUAUUGCUUUAAAUGGGUGUUCUGCAGCUCCAAGUGAAAAAUAUAUACGGCUGCUUUUGAACCUAAACCAUUUAGCGCCUAGUGUGGCUAU
Varroa destructor (honeybee mite) is the source of this 4801-nucleotide messenger RNA. RefSeq lists its product as uncharacterized. The record is from RefSeq and is a predicted model, not a curated record. NCBI's taxonomy places the organism in Eukaryota, Metazoa, Arthropoda, Arachnida, Mesostigmata, Varroidae.